This is a messenger RNA of Dipodomys spectabilis (banner-tailed kangaroo rat), 936 nucleotides long. Its product is annotated as olfactory receptor 5K1-like. Gene Ontology annotation, biological process: sensory perception of smell; G protein-coupled receptor signaling pathway. Gene Ontology annotation, molecular function: olfactory receptor activity; G protein-coupled receptor activity; odorant binding. The record is from RefSeq and is a predicted model, not a curated record. Lineage: Eukaryota; Metazoa; Chordata; Mammalia; Rodentia; Heteromyidae. The coding region runs from base 1 to 936 and encodes 311 amino acids. The transcript has a single exon. Gene Ontology annotation, cellular component: membrane.
AUGGUUGAAGAAAAUCGAAGCAUUCAAAGCGAGUUUAUCCUCACGGGGCUUACAGACCACCCAGACCUGAAGAACCUUCUGUUUGUGGUGUUCCUUGUCAUCUAUUUGAUCACCAUGUUAGGGAAUAUUGGACUGAUGAUACUUAUUUCAAAAGAACGGUCUCUUCACACACCAAUGUACAUAUUUUUAGGUAACCUAGCAUUUGUGGAUUCCUGCUGUGCUUGUGCCAUUACCCCCAAGAUGUUAGAGAAUUUGCUUUCUGAAGACAAAAGGAUUUCAUUUUAUGAAUGUAUUGCACAAUUCUAUUUUCUUUGCACAGUUGAAACUGCAGACUGCUUUCUUCUGGCAGCAAUGGCCUAUGACCGCUAUGUGGCCAUUUGUAGCCCACUGCAGUACCACACUAGGAUGUCUAAGAAACUCUGCACUCAGAUGAUCACAGGAGCCUACAUAGCUGGAAAUCUCCAUUCUAUGAUUCAUGUAGGGCUACUAUUUAGAUUAGCUUUCUGUAAAUCUAAUCGCAUCAAUCACUUCUACUGUGACAUUCUUCCCUUGUAUAGACUCUCCUGUGUUGACCCCUACAUCAAUGAACUUGCGCUAUUUGUCUUUUCUGGCUUAAUUCAAGUCUUCACAAUAGGUAGUGUUUUAAUUUCUUAUCUUUACAUUCUUUUUACAAUUUUCAAAAUGAAGUCCAAAGAGGGAAGGAUCAAAGCUUUUUCUACCUGUGCCUCUCACUUCUUGUCUGUGUCACUAUACUAUGGAUCUAUUUUCUUCCUGUACAUUAGGCCCAAUUUACUAGAAGAAGGAGAUAAAGACAUACCUGCUGCUAUUCUGUUUACAAUUAUAGUCCCCUUACUGAAUCCUUUCAUUUAUAGCCUGAGAAAUAAGGAAGUAAAAAAUGUCUUACAAAAAAUUCUGAUUAAGAAAAUAACCUCCUGA